AUGUUUACUCUCACAGUCUUACUGCGAAAAUCAACAGUGCGGCGUUGCAACUCUCUCCAGUUACUUCUAUGGAAACAACAACAAGUGCGUAAAUGUUGUUGUUCCCAUGGAGUGACAUCCAUGCCAAUAGAGAAAUUAACCCCAAACACUAUCGCACUCUAUCACUCUUAUAAAAGUAAUGCUGCGGCUGUUAACAACAACAACAACGUCCCUGUUGUAAUCGACACAAUGACAUUUCAUCAAUUAUUAAAUGAUGCCCUCUCAAGUGAUGCAGAAGGAGUAAAUAAGGCCGUGCGUGAACUAGGUAUUCUUUUACAAGAAAGACGUGAGGAACUUGCAUCCCUGUUGGAUACUAAAAAACGAAUUGAUACUGCUAUUGAAAAAAAGUAUAUUCCAUUACUACGAUAUCUUACUUUAAUUAUUCUUAUUGUACAAUUUUCUAUCCUUUUUCGUUGGGUUUUUAUGGUGUUUGAUUGGAAUUUAGUGGAACCCAUGACCUAUUUUCUAGGCUACACAGUGGUAUGGGCAAGUAUUGUCUUUCACUGUUACUAUGAAAAGGAAUUUACAUGGGAAACAUUAUUUAGUGUAUGUGCACAGAGACGACGGGAACGUUUAUAUCGAAAAGCGGGAGUGGAUGCCGUACGUGUGGAGGAGAAACAACAACAAGUGCAGAUGAUUGAAAAGGUGCUAUCAAAGUAUACAAAUAGUAGUUUAGAGCCAUUGAGUGAAGAGAUGUAG
Trypanosoma theileri is the source of this 738-nucleotide messenger RNA. RefSeq lists its product as uncharacterized. Lineage: Eukaryota; Euglenozoa; Kinetoplastea; Trypanosomatida; Trypanosomatidae. The transcript has a single exon. Bases 1 to 738 code for a protein of 245 amino acids. Gene Ontology annotation, cellular component: uniplex complex; mitochondrial inner membrane. The record is from RefSeq and is a predicted model, not a curated record. Gene Ontology annotation, molecular function: uniporter activity; calcium channel activity. Gene Ontology annotation, biological process: calcium import into the mitochondrion; mitochondrial calcium ion homeostasis.